This is a messenger RNA of Lactuca virosa, 429 nucleotides long. Lineage: Eukaryota; Viridiplantae; Streptophyta; Magnoliopsida; Asterales; Asteraceae. The record is from the annotation of a GenBank genome assembly.
AUGUUUGUAGAUGGUGUUACAACGCAGUUUUAUAGGGGUAUGGGUGGAAGUCCAUAUUAUCGGACGCAUGACCAAUGUAACUCAAAAUGGGCUAAUGUGAACAAACUCAUAAUGGAUUGGAACAAAAUUUACACAAACUUUGAAAAACAAUGGGUUAGCGGGGAAAUUAUGUGGAAGAAAUUUGGAACAUAUGAAGACAUUUCAAAUCAUCCAAAAAGAAGCAAAACAUCUUCAUAUUCGAGCUCACAACAUAUGUCAUCGGAUAGUCACAUCGGCGUCGAUCUUAAUGAUGACAACAAUGACAUUGAAGAAAUACAUCCAUCUCCUCGUCCUAUGGGAAAGGACAAAGUAAAAGCUAAAGGAAAAGUAAAAGCGACAUCUUCAAAUUCGUCGGUCGAAACCGGACGGUCAACAAAUUUGAAGAAAUGA